CGACCUUUGCUAUAUAAAGAAGAUCAUUUACACAUCUUCUUUAAAGUUAAAUUAAACCUACCAGAAUACAUACAUUCCGACAAUGUCUCGUACAUGCGAAAGCUCCUCAGGUUCGUCCUCCGACAAGACCUUAAAACUGUUCGGCUUCGAACUCAUCAGCGGUAAUCGCUCGCAGGAAGUCACGACAACAGAUAGCGUCAGCUCUUCAACGAACAACACGGCGCCGUUUAAAGCGAAAAGACUCGAGUGCCAAUACUGUGGCAAAGAGUUUGCAAAUUCUCAAGCCUUGGGUGGUCACCAAAACGCUCACAAGAAGGAGAGGUUGAAGAAGAAGAGGCUUCAGCUUCAAGCUCGACGAGCUAGCAUCGGCUAUUAUCUAACCACCCACCAACAACCAAUAACGAAGUCGUUUCAGAGACAAUGCAAAACGCCGUCGUAUUGCGCGUUUUCUUCCAUGCAUGUUAAUAGUCAGAUUGGUGUGUUCAACGAGGAGUGGGCGUCGAUGUCGUCGCAGAUUAGCUUCGGUAAUAAAGACACGUGUCAAGAUCUUAAUGAGCAAAAUGGUGAGAUGGGUAAGAUGUACGGUGUGAGACAAAACAUGAUUCAGUUCCAGAGAGAUCUGACUUCUCGUUCUGACUCGAAGAGAAGCAUUCAGUUCUUGGAUCGUCAUCUGGGGUUUGCCGGAGAUAUGGCUUAACAAAGAGUGAUAUAUAUGAUUAAAGAAUGUUUACUAGUGAUGUACUUAAGUCUUUAAUUGGAAAAGAUGGAAACAAAACGAGACAAAGUAUUCUUGAUGAAAUUUGAGUUUUAUUUAUUUAGGUUAUGUAUGGUUUAUUUUACAAUUAAUUCCAGCAGUUGAUGUUGUAGA
Messenger RNA from Brassica oleracea var. oleracea, 868 nucleotides. RefSeq names its product zinc finger protein 5-like. The coding region runs from base 83 to 697 and encodes 204 amino acids. Gene Ontology annotation, cellular component: nucleus. Gene Ontology annotation, biological process: gibberellic acid mediated signaling pathway; trichome morphogenesis; cytokinin-activated signaling pathway. Gene Ontology annotation, molecular function: transcription cis-regulatory region binding; DNA-binding transcription factor activity. The transcript has a single exon. NCBI's taxonomy places the organism in Eukaryota, Viridiplantae, Streptophyta, Magnoliopsida, Brassicales, Brassicaceae. The record is from RefSeq and is a predicted model, not a curated record.